This is a messenger RNA of Coccomyxa subellipsoidea C-169, 393 nucleotides long. RefSeq lists its product as hypothetical. Lineage: Eukaryota; Viridiplantae; Chlorophyta; Trebouxiophyceae; Coccomyxaceae. The transcript has 2 exons. The record is from RefSeq and is a predicted model, not a curated record. The annotation marks the transcript as partial.
GUGGGGCUGCAGCUUCUUUUGCAGCCAGCUGCUUCGUCUGUGGUUGCAAAUAUUGGCUGUCAGGUAGCGGGUGUCGUAUAUCCUGCUUAUGCCACCUGCAAGGCGCUUGACCAACCAGUAUCAACGGAGAAAUCACACUGGCUUUGCUACUGGCUUGCAUUUGGAGGCGUCACAGCAGUUGAGAGCCUCAUGACACAGCGCUUUCCAGGCUACUACCACCUCAAGUUUCUUAUACUACUCUGGCUUCAAUCGAGGCGGUAUCAGGGUGCAAGGCGAUUGUAUACAGAAUUUGUGAGGCCUCUGAUCAGGAAAGCAGAGCCGAAGAUUGAUGCGGUGCUCAUGCAAAUUAACACAUUGAAGGUAUGUGGCAAUGCUUGCACAGCAGAGCAGUAA